Messenger RNA from Glossina fuscipes, 1747 nucleotides. It is a transcript of the gene CSN1b, whose product is annotated as COP9 signalosome complex subunit 1b. The coding region runs from base 128 to 1642 and encodes 504 amino acids. The record is from RefSeq and is a predicted model, not a curated record. NCBI's taxonomy places the organism in Eukaryota, Metazoa, Arthropoda, Insecta, Diptera, Glossinidae. Gene Ontology annotation, cellular component: COP9 signalosome. The transcript has 4 exons.
CCGGCUGAGCACUAUUCAGAAUCUUAACAUAACGGGACAAACGCUAGUGUAAGUUUUACCGAAAAGCUAUUAAAAAGCGUUAUUGUUUUACGAGUGGUUUAUUUAUUAAUUUGAUUCGGACAAAGAAAUGCCUCAAAUGCCGUUGCUUCCUUUGGCUCAGAACGCUAUCGACCCUAUGCAGGUAGAUGCUCCAUUGGAGGAUAACGACAACAAUGAAGAACAAUUGCUGGUGGUGGAGAACCCUACCUUGGAUUUGGAAGUUUACGCUCAGUCCACCAUGGGGUUAGCUCGAUUGUAUAGAUUAGUAUUCGUGGCCGAUGUGUGUCCCUCUUUGCGCUUAGAAGCGUUGAAAAUGGCCAUCAAUUAUGUUAUGACUACUUGCAAUGUAUCAAUGUAUCAAUUAUUGCACAAAAAGCUUAAUGAUCAUUUUGCUGGCGGAGCCGCUGGUGUGCCUGAAGGCAACGGAGCUGCUGGAGGUUUGCCUGAUAUAGCUGCUCAGCCAGUGGCCGCCGCUCAGGCGCAAGAUUUGCCGAUAUUUGAUCAAAACUGGGUAGAGACGAAAAGUAAAAAGGCUGCCCUAAAAUUGGAGAAACUUGAUUCGGAUUUGAAAAAUUAUAAAUCAAAUUCUAUUAAGGAGAGUAUACGUCGAGGACAUGACGAUUUGGGUGACCACUACCUCAGCUGUGGGGAUCUCUCUAAUGCUUUGAAAUGCUACUCCAGAGCUCGAGAUUAUUGCACUAGUGGUAAUUAUGUAGUGAAUAUGUGUUUAAAUGUCAUCAAGGUUUCAGUAUAUUUGCAAAAUUGGUCCCAUGUAUUGAGCUAUGUAUCCAAAGCCGAGAGUACGCCGGAUUUCGCAGUUGGUUCUAAGGAUGCUAAUCAGAACGUGUUCACUCGUUUAAAGUGCGCUGCUGGUUUGGCUGAGCUGCAAACCAAGAAGUAUAAAUCUGCGGCAAAAAACUUUCUUUUGGCCAAUUUCGAUCACUGCGAUUUUCCGGAAUUAUUAUCUCCUAGCAAUGUAGCCAUUUAUGGUGGACUGUGUGCUCUAGCCACUUUCGAUCGACAGGAACUGCAGAAAAACGUGAUUUCAUCCAGUUCCUUUAAGUUAUUCCUUGAAUUAGAGCCUCAAUUGCGAGACAUUAUACUGAAGUUUUAUGAAUCCAAAUACGCAUGUUGUUUGAAAUUACUCGAUGAAAUAAGAGAUAAUUUAUUACUGGAUAUGUACAUUGCUCCGCAUGUGAAUCCUUUGUACACAAAAAUCCGAAACCGGGCCUUAAUACAAUACUUCAGUCCGUAUUUGUCCGCCGAUAUGCGAAAAAUGGCUACUGCUUUUAAUCGUACCGUGGAAGCCCUUGAGAAUGAAGUCAUGCAAUUGAUAUUGGACGGCCAAAUUCAGGCUCGCAUAGAUUCGCACAAUAAAAUCCUAUACGCCAAAGAGACCGAUCAACGGAGUAGUACCUUUGAAAGAGCCCUAGCAAUGGGUAGAGAUUACAAGCGACGUUCCCGAAUGCUAGUAUUGAGAGCCGCUCUUCUUAAGAGUCAUAUCCAUGUAAAGAGCAUUCCUCGGGACUCCAGCAAUCAUGGUGCAGACUUAUGUGUGGCACCCGGCUCCAGUACCACUACUAACACUAUUGCUAGAAUUUAAAACUCACUCAUUAAUUAAUCAUUUAACGCAAAUACAAUUAAAAGUCAACUUUGUGCGUCUUUUGCUACCAUCACUAUUUUAUUCCCGAAAGAAUUAAUAUAUUCU